This is a messenger RNA of Colossoma macropomum (tambaqui), 5334 nucleotides long. It is a transcript of the gene tmem94, whose product is annotated as transmembrane protein 94. Bases 415 to 4524 code for a protein of 1369 amino acids. NCBI's taxonomy places the organism in Eukaryota, Metazoa, Chordata, Actinopteri, Characiformes, Serrasalmidae. The record is from RefSeq and is a predicted model, not a curated record. The transcript has 32 exons.
UGGCCGUCAUCAGGGAGGGAAGCCAGGGCGGUUGAGACAGACAGAGAGCUAGCGUCAGUUCAGCGGGGUUGCGUCUGCUGACAGAUGAUAACACCAUUCAUUAAUGAUGUGACGAUUCCAUUCCGUUAAUUUCCUUAUCCCAGGAGAGUCAUCCAGACUAAUCAUCCAGAACUGUAUUGGAAGAGGAAUCGGUCUGUUUGCAUUGACCGUCACUUCCAGCAGCUUGCAUACACGCUGUUGCUCUGAGUCUAGGUAUCGAGGCUUAUCUCACACUGGCAGUGCUGAAAGGAUUAGUGUCUGGGGGCCAGGGGACGCACUUGCCAUCCUCGGUCUGGGCCUGUGUCAGGACGGGGGACGCCCCUGUCAACCAGCGCCGCGCCUCCUCACGGAGCAUGGUGAGAGGCAGGGGCUGCCAUGGAGCUGCAAGAUAAAAAGCAGGAGGAAGGAGCAACUCCACUGGGACUCUCCACAGCACAGGCUCUGGAGACCCUCCGGGACCAGCUCUCCAGCCUGCUGGAGCAACACCAGAAGCUCAGCCAGCGCAGAUCCACUAUACAGGAGCUGUGGGCUAAGAGCUUCCUUCACCAAGAGGACCGCCAUUCAUGUUUUCAUUGGCCUGGAGCUGCCCUCACGUUGCUCGUAGUGGUUGGUUUGCUCUGUUGCCAUGGCAGUCAGCCAUCAGGCAGUCAAGGCAUCGAACUGGUGAAUGCAGGAGCCCUCUUCCUCCUGCUGCUGCUCAACCUCCUCCUAGUUGGACGUCAGCAGAGACUGAAGAGGAGUGAGAUGGUGCGGCGGCUGAAGUCCAUCAUUUCAGAACUGAAUGCUUAUUUGGAAGGAAGCAGAGGACAGCCAAUCAGAUGGGCCCCUUCUCGAUACCCUGACCUGUACACACCUUCCUCUCCAUCCUGGUCCCUGCACUGGACAUAUCGUGAUGAGCAGCUGGUUAAUCUACCUGUCAGUCUGUUGGUGGAGGGUGAUAUCAUUGCUCUGAGACCAGGCCAAGAGGCAUUCGCCUCGCUCAGAGGCAUUAAGGAUGAUGAACACAUUGUGCUGGAGCCUGGAGACCUGUUUCCACCCUUCUCACCUCCUCCCUCCCCUCGUGGGAAUGAUAGGAGGGGCCCUCACAGCCCCCAGCAGUUCCGCCUCUUCAGGGUGGUCCACACCCCUAUACUUGACAAUGUCAGGAAUAGUCUUGAUCUCGCUCUGUCUCGGCCGGUCACAGCUCUUGAUAAUGAACGGUUCACAGUGCAGUCUAUCAUAGCUAAGUUUGCUUGCCCAGCAGUGCUGGUGGCAUUUUUUACUGUGAAUACAAUUCGCUACUUUUUUGACACUCCCAGUCUCACUCCAGCUCAGUUCAACUUCCUUCAGCUGCAGAUGAUGGGAGUGCUACCUAUCCUACCUCUGCUAUUUCCAGUCAUGUGGGUCCUGGUCAUCGCUUAUGGAGAGGCACGUGUGUUAGCCGAAUCCAGCCGCAACUCUCCAACAGGCUUGCUGGCUAAGUUCUCUGAGGACACUCUAAGCAGCUACACGGAAGUGGUGUCCUCCCAGGAGAUGCUGCGCUGUGUGUGGAGACACCUGCAAGGUGUUCUGAAAGGAGAGUCUCGGACACUGUGUUGCACCUCCAGUCUCCUGCACAAUCUAGGUUCAGUGACGGUGCUGUGCUGUGUGGAUAAGCAGGGUCUACUGUCCUGGCCCAACCCCAGCCCAGAGACUGUGCUCUUCUUCAGCGGGCGCGUCGAGCAGCCCCGCGACAGCCAGGAUGACCUGAGAGAUGACCUGUCCAUCAACUCUUUCUGUCGUCUGGAAGGAGAGGAGGACCGCGAUGAGGUUCUGGAAGUGGAAGCUCUCCUCAGUGUUCCUGCCUUUGAACCCUCACUACAUCAAACCAAUGAGCCAGAUCCCAGUGAGAUGUCACAUGACACAGUCCGCGACAUACAUCGUACACGUCGGGGCCCCCAGAGUACACGUUCCAAGCACCCGUCCGGUUCCAAUGUCAGCUUUAGCCAUGAUACGGAGGGGGGUGAAGAGGAAAGCACUCAGCUCUGCGGUAUUGAUGGUCUGUGUGAAGCUGAGGACUUUGUUUGUGACUAUCACUUGGAGAUGCUGAGUCUGUCUCAGGACCAGCAGAACCCUGUGAGUAUCCAGUUUGAUGACUCCGGUUGGCAGGGCCACCUAUCCUCACUGAAGCCGCUGGGCCUCAACAUCAUGCUGAACCUAUGCAAUGCUACAGUCACCCAACAGCUGUGCCGCUUCUCAGACCACCUGUCCAACCUGGCCCUGCAGGAGAGCCAUGGCGCUGUGCUACCUGUGCAUGUGCCCUGGGGUCUCUGCGAGCUCUCCAGGCUCAUAGGUUUUACUCCUGGAGCGAGAGAACUCUUCAAGCAGGAGAACCACCUGGCCCUGUACCAGCUGCCUUGUGGAGAAAAGGCCAGAGAGUCGGCUCCACGUCGCCCGCACCACUUCACCAAACGCCAGCCACCCAUCAGCCACCUGAUCAGCCUUCUAGUCCGGGACAGUACCACCAACAAUGUGCAGAUGCUCUCCCACGGCUCGGCUGACCUCAUCUUAGAGGCCUGCACAGACUUCUGGGACGGCACAGACAUCUACCCACUCUCUGGCUCUGACAGGAAGAAGGUUCUGGAUUUCUACCAGCGUGCCUGUUUAUCAGGCUACUGCUCUGCCUUUGCCUAUAAGCCCAUGCAGGUGGUGCUGUCCAACCAACUAAAUGGGAAAUGUGUGGAGCUGGCCCCAGGCCCUACACUCUUCUCUGGAGUGGAUCUGCCCAGCACCACGCCCAUCAAACACAGCAGCCGCCGCAACAGCUGGAGUUCGGACGAGGGCAUUGGAGAGGUCUUGGAGAAGGAGGACUGUGUUCAGGCCCUGAGUGGGCAAAUCUUCAUGGGCAUGGUGUCAUCACAGUUUCAGGCACGUCUAGAUACAGUGCGGCUCAUUGAGAACCUGGUGGGAGCGUGCAUUCGCUUCGUCUACUUCUCCAGAGAAGACGAGCUACGCAGUAAGGUGUUUGCAGAGAAAAUGGGUUUGGAAACGGGUUGGAACUGUCAUAUCUCUCUUACCCCUAAUGGAGAUGGCCAUGGUGAUGGAGCUCCAUCCAGUCCCAGCCAGGCUGGCUCUGUACAUGAUGACCUACUGCAGGAUUCUCGAGAUGAUGCUGAGGGCCCUUUACUUCCUGAAGAUGAAGGCCAGUCAGAUCUUGCCAGCUUUCAGCCCACAGACAGUGAUGUGCCCAGCUUUCUGGAGGACUGCAACAGAGCCAAGCUGCCUCGUGGUAUUCACCAGGUCCGCCCUCACCUGAAGAACAUUGACAAUGUGCCUCUGCUAGUGCCCCUUUUCACAGACUGCACACCUGAAACCAUGUGCGAGAUGAUGAAAAUUAUGCAGGAGAAUAGAGAGGUGACGUGUUGUUUAGGGAGCUCGGCUAACUUCCGCAAUAGCUGCCUAUUUCUGCAAAGUAACCUCAGUAUCUCUCUGGACCCUCUGUACCCAUCACGGUGCUCGUGGGAGACGUUUGGUUACGCAGCUGGCUGUGGGGUGGGUGAGGAGCGGGAGGAGCUUUCCCCGCUGAGCCUCAGCGCUCGCCUUAACAGCCUCGGCUGCUCCGUCUCCUUCCACCAUGGCGAGAGCGUCAGCAUGGUUAAACUCAUAGAGCAGGCCAGGCACACCACUUCUGGGAUUCGCAAGUGCUUCCUUUUCCUGCUGCAGUGCCAGCUCACCUUGGUCAUCAUUCAGUUCUUGGCCUGUCUUACUCAGCUUCCCCCUCCAAUGAACAUAACAGACAUUCUGUGGCUUUCCUGUUUCUGUUACCCACUGCUGAGUGUGUCCUUACUGGGGAAGCCUCCAGACAGCUCUGUGAUGACAGUUCCCACUGGAAAAAAUCUGGAUGCCAUUCCACGGAAGACUCAGCAGUACUUUCUGGGCUGGUUCUUGCUCAAGUUUGGUCUGACAAUGUGUGCCUACCUGCUGGGCUUCGGCUUCUCUCUGCAGGAAGUGUGUGCUAGAGCUCUUAACGUCAGCAGAGCUGCUAACAUCAGCAGAGCUGAUGGCAGUGCCAUUAACUGCUCCAACAUCUUCACUCCUAGCUCAUAUGAAGAUGCUCCAAAGUGGUUUGAUGAGUUAUCUAAUGGUCUGCUGCUGGUCCAGAAAGUCAUGGCAGGCUUCUUGGCUCUGCAUACUGUGGUGAUCUCUCUCAGCUAUGUGCACCGUUCUCAGCCAUUGUGGAGGAAGAACCCCUUCAGCAACACAUGGUGGUGUCUCACUGUGCCUGUUGUGUUGCUGGGUCAGGUGGUGCAGGCUACAGUAGAUUAUCAGCUAUGGCAGGACAGAAGGCUGGUGUUUACUUUGAGUGAUGUGCCCAAGGUGGUCUGGCUGCUGGUGUCACUGUCCACUAUGUUGGUGGUGCUGAUUAAUGAGGCUGUCAAGCUACAUGAGAUCAGGGUACGUGUGCGUUACCAGAAACGACAGAAGCUGCAGUUUGAGACUAAGCUGGGAAUGAACUCUCCUUUCUGAGCUGCUAGAACAUGGGACUGUUGUGAUAUAAGCUCAUGGUUCCCACUGAUGACCAGCAGUGGAGGGAGGGGUCACUUUCCUCCACAGUCUUCAGAAGAGUGCUCAGUGCCUGACUCCAACACUGACCCUCCUCGAAGCCGCCAAAAUACUGAGGACAGCAUCUGUCCACUGUGAUUUCCCACAAUAGCAUUUAAUUUAAGAUUUUCUUCAUAUUUUCUUUUUCUAUUUAGCUUCACCGUUUAUUUGCAUUUGAACAAGGGAAAACCGUAACUGAGUGGGAAGGGAGAGGGUCAUGAAGUUCACAAGAGUCAUCCACAAGACGGUAAAAUGAUUAAGAUUGUUCCUGCACCAUUAUCAUACAUCCUUCUAAUCACUUUACCUACUAAAGCAAGAUAGUAUUUCACAUUGAGAUCUAGAUUACAUCAUUGUGGUAGCAGUGCUGGAUCUCUUGCUGGGCGAUGUUAUUCAGAGUUGGAAUUUAGUCUGGUUAACACCUGGUUAGUCAAGCAGUUUUUUUACAGUUAAUUUCCUAUUUACUGUCUUGCUUGCAUCACUAAACACUGAGGAGCCUUUUGUAGCACGCAUCUAAAAGAUUUGAAUGUGAAAGCAUAUUUGUAUGUCCUUCAAAAUACCUCACGUCCAGUGUUUGCAGGGGAAACAUUUUUGCACUCACAGAAAGGAAUGACGUUCCGUUACAGACUUCCUGGUGAGAGGAACAUAUGGGAAUUAAAUUAUUUUUAAAAACUAAAUUAAAUAGGCCGUCAAAGAGGUUGUAGAUACUGAAUGCCUAGAACAACUAAAACUGUUCUU